Cololabis saira (Pacific saury) is the source of this 2547-nucleotide messenger RNA. It is a transcript of the gene mtm1, whose product is annotated as myotubularin 1. Gene Ontology annotation, molecular function: phosphatidylinositol-3,5-bisphosphate 3-phosphatase activity. The record is from RefSeq and is a predicted model, not a curated record. Gene Ontology annotation, cellular component: plasma membrane. The coding region runs from base 102 to 1928 and encodes 608 amino acids. The transcript is spliced from 16 exons. Gene Ontology annotation, biological process: muscle cell cellular homeostasis; dephosphorylation; mitochondrion distribution. Lineage: Eukaryota; Metazoa; Chordata; Actinopteri; Beloniformes; Belonidae.
GUCCAGAGCUCCUGCUGCAGGCUGAGGGAAACAGAGCGACAUUUACUCUUCUCCACGGGAAAAUCGCACUUUUGCGGCCUGUGGACCCCCCUCGGCGAGCGAUGGCCUCACCAGUCUCAGUCUACAACUCCAACGCCUUGGACCCCCACAUCCGCAGUCCUCCCAGAGAAGCUCUGAAAAUGGAGUUCUUAGCUGAUGUGACUCUACUACCGGGAGAGGACAGAAUCACAGAUAAAGACAUCAUUUACAUCUGUCCGUUCAAUGGCGCUGUGAAGGGCAAAGUGCUGAUCACCAACUACAGACUCUACUUCAGGAGCUCCGACGCUGACGUGACGGUGGCGGUGACGCUGGACGUCCCUCUGGGCGCCAUCAGUCGGGUGGAGAAGAUGGGCGGCGCCUCCAGCAGAGGAGAAAACUCGUACGGCCUGGAUAUCACCUGCAAGGACAUGAGGAACCUGAGGUUCGCCUUGAAGCAGGAGGGCCACAGCAGGAGAGACAUCUUUGAGAAUCUCUUCAGAUACGCCUUCCCUCUGUCACACAACCUGCCUCUGUUUGCAUACGUGACUCAGGAGAAGUACGCCGAGGUCGGCUGGAGCAUCUACAACCCCGUGGAGGAGUUCAGACGGCAGGGCCUACCGAACAAGAAGUGGCGUAUUUCAUUCACCAACAAGAGCUACGAGCUCUGCGACACCUACCCCACUGUCCUGGCCGUUCCCGUCAGAAGCACCGAGGACGACCUCAAGAGAGUCGCCGCCUUCCGGUCGAGAGGACGGAUCCCGGUUCUGUCGUGGAUCCACCGGGAGAACCAGGCGGUGAUCGUCCGCUGCAGCCAGCCUCUCGUCGGGAUGUCCGGGAAGCGAAACAAAGACGACGAACGCUACCUGGACCUGAUCAGGGAGGCCAACGACACCCCCAAGCUCACCAUAUACGACGCCCGGCCCAACGUCAACGCCGUGGCCAACAAGGCCACCGGAGGCGGCUACGAGGGCGAUGAGUACCAGAACGCCGAGCUGGUGUUCCUGGACAUCCAGAACAUCCACGUCAUGAGGGAGUCCCUGAAGAAGCUCAAGGACAUCGUCUACCCCAACGUGGAGGAGUCUCACUGGCUGUCCAGCCUGGAGUCCACGCACUGGCUGGAGCACGUGAAGCUGGUGUUGUCGGGAGCCAUCCAGGUGGCAGACAAGGUGUGCAGCGGGAACUCGGUGGUGGUCCACUGCAGCGACGGCUGGGACCGGACCGCUCAGCUCACAUCGCUGGCCAUGCUGAUGCUGGACAGCCACUACCGCACGCUCAGAGGCUUCCAGGUGCUGAUUGAGAAAGAAUGGAUCAGCUUUGGCCACAAAUUCGCCUCAAGGAUAGGUCAUGGAGACAAAAACCAUGCGGAUCAGGACCGGUCCCCCAUCUUUGUUCAGUUCAUCGACUGCGUUUGGCAAAUGACCAAGCAGUUUCCUACAGCCUUUGAGUUUAACGAGCACCUCCUGCUGACCAUCCUGGAUCAUCUCUACAGCUGUCGCUUCGGGACGUUCCUCUAUAACUGUGAGAGUGCACGAGACGCAAACGAAGUGAGACUGAAGACGGUGUCUCUGUGGGCUCUGGUCAACAGUAGGAUGGACAUCUAUCUGAACCCCUUCUACACCCCGGAGUCCGGGCGGGUCCUCUACCCCGUAGCCAGCAUGCGCCACCUAGAGCUGUGGGUGUCGUACUACAUCCGCUGGAACCCCCGGAUACAGCAGCAGCAGCAGAGCCCGGUGGAGCAGCGCUACCGGGAGCUGCUGGCCCUCCGGGACGAGUACCUGAAGAAGCUGGAGCAGCUGCAGCUCUCCGACUCGUCCACGUCCUCCGAUCUGGCCAACAGCAGCACGCCCAACACCACCCCGUCCUCCACCUCCACCCCGUCACAGUACACACACCUACAGACGCCCCUCUGAGGGAAACACACACACACACACGCACGCACGUAGACUGGUGGACUCGUAGCUCCAACAUGGUGGUUUUUAUGCAAUACGUCACAGUACAGCCUUUUACACACACACACACACACACACACACACACAGGUCGUACAGGGAGGCCUUCGAGGCCCAAGGGCUCGACACACCGGACUCUGACUCCUCACAGGAACAUUUGUCCACCAGGGUUCUCCGGUGGUUCUCAUUAACCUUCAUCUCUAACUCAGGUUUCUUCAGAGCUAGUUAGACGUUGUUAGCCGCGCCGCCGCCGAUGAUAACCCAUUAACCGACAGACCCCCCAGGUCCCGGCCGGGGAAAGCCAUAGAGACCGCCGAGGCCAGCGAAGACGACCCGCUGGGUUCCCGGUCCCGGUAAAACCACCGCGCUCCGGUUGUCUGGCGCGUCCGCAGCGCCUUCUGAGGGUUCAGAAGGAGGCGGCGCCGCCUCUGGUCCCAGAUCAGGACGGUCCCGGAUCAGGACCAGAGCCGCCGCCAUAGACAUAUAUACGUAGACGCCGCAUCGAGUGGUUUUGCCCGCUGCUGCGAUACGUCGCCGCCAUAUUGGAUGUGGCAAGACUGCGCUGUAAACUAAUACAAGUAA